AUUGAUGCAGAGAAGGCAGGACAAGGACAAAUGUCUCUGCCAGAGCAGAUCUCCUUGGACAAGUCAUCCCACCAAAAGGCCAGAGAUGCAUUCAGGGUUAAAGGAAUCUCUGGAAGUUGUGUAGCUCAGCCUCCUGCUCAGGAAAUGUCUCUGAAUAACACCAAGUCCACUCAUCCAAGGAUGUGCAUGCAGAGCUGAGUGAUGUUUGGCUGUGUGGUGUGUGCAGAUGAUAAAUGCACAGCACUGGUGUGAUUUUACACAACUCUAAGUAACAUUUACUCCUCUCUUCUUUUAUUCUGAACAGCACUAACCAUUGGGAUCUCACUCUCUCACUCCAGCUUAGGGAUGAUGCUUUCAAAUAAAAUAUUCUUCUCCUUUACUGACUCUCAUAAGCACAACAGAGCUAUUCCCACUCCUGAAACACCAAUCCAGGUUGUGUGACCCAGGAGUAGUUUAGAUCUAGUUUUAUGACUAACCAGGGUUUCUACAAAUGAAAACAGAGAGCUUGGGACACAGCUGUCCAGAGCAAGUCUAUUGGACUACUAGACACAUUUCCUGCUCCAGAGGAGAAGUGCUCUUCUGCUUCUCUUCCAUAUUCUCUCACAUAUCUCUGUCUCCAGGAUGCGCUCUGUAGUCAUUAAAACAUUAACAGGUGCAGCAAAUUUACUCUGUCCGCAUCCCCACCCCCAGGAAAAUUAACCCUCAUCUGUAGAAUGCCACCUUCAUGCCUCAGACACAAACCUUGAGCUGCAGCACAGCUGCCUUCAGGAGGCCUUGUGGCACUUGUCAGGCUGGAGAAGGACAAGAUGUCCCUAUUCAUCCCCACGAGUGACAGUGCUCUGGCACCUUUGAUCUACUCUCUAGAGCAGGGAGGGAAUGGCUGGUGACAAAGUGCAGCCUGCAGCACUGCACUGUAUCAUCAGAAUGGACUGGUGUGCCAGUGCAGGUGCUCAUUUUAUCACACUGGAUUAGGGCUUUAGUGCUCACACAGUUUAAACAUUAAUAUUUGCCUAUUUAAGCCAUAGGCACCGGCACAGCCUGGCCACAGAGGUGCUGCCAUGGCUGAGUUUGGGGACCUUUUAAAGGCUCUGGGGGAGUUUGGGCUCUAUCAGAAACUGCUGAUCCUGCUCCUCUCCCUCCCACUCCUUCUCAACCCUUUCCAAAUGGUUGGCCAAGUGUUCAUGGUGGUGGAAGUGCCUCACCACUGUGACACCAGCUGGAUCCUCGCCGUGGGCCCCAACCUGACAGAGGAAGAGCAGCUGAACCUCACCCUGCCCCGGGGCCCCGACGGGCACUUUGAGCAGUGCUCCAUGUUCUCCCCGGUGGACUGGGACCUGGAUUCCAUCCUGGCCUAUGGGCUGAACCACACUGAGAAGUGCAGCAGUGGCUGGGUGUACCCCUCCGAGCAGCCACCGUCCCUGCUGACCGAGUUUGACCUGGUGUGUGACAGGGCGGUCCUGAAUGAUGUCUCCCAGUCCAUCUACAUGGCUGGCCUUCUCAUUGGAGCCAUGGUCUUUGGGAUGCUGAGUGACAGGAUAGGCAGACGGCCAGUCUUUCUCAUCUGCAUCCUCCUGCAGGCCGUCUUUGGCCUGGCAACUGCCUUUGUGCCCCAUUUCUAUAUGUUCAUGGCCUUCAGGUGUGUCGUGGGAGCUGCCGUGUCAGGAAUUAUGAUUGUAGUCGUGUCCCUGGCUACAGAAUGGGUUGGUGUCUCCCACCGGACAAAGGCGCUGCUCAUCACUCACACGGCUUUUGCCAUUGGGCAGAUGUCAGUGGCUGGUUUGAGUUAUGGAAUUCGCCACUGGAGGCUGCUGGAGAUUGCAGGAUCUGCUCCUAUGUUUGCCCUUUUCUUCUAUAUUUGGGUGCUCCCAGAGUCAGCUCGCUGGCUGGUGACCAAGGGCAGAAUCGAGGAAGCCAAGAAGGUGCUGCAGAAAGCGGCGGCCACCAACAAGCGCAGCCUCCCACCAGAGCUCCUGGAGCAGUUGAAGCCUGAGAAAGAGGUCAAGUCUGGAAGUUUCCUGGAUCUCUUCAGGACAAAGAACCUGCUGAAGGUGACUUUAAUCAUGGCGUCUGUCUGGUUUGCAGACAGCAUUGUCUACUAUGGGCUGAGCCUCAGCGUGACAGAUUUUGGCCUGGACAUCUACCUGACACAGCUGGCCUUUGGGGCAGUGGAACUUCCAGCUCGAAUUUCCUGCAUUUUCCUGCUGGAAUGGUUUGGGAGGAAGAAAGUGCAGGGCCUUCUCCUGCUGCUGGCUGGCACAAUAUGCCUCAUCCUCACUGGCAUCCCUGAAGAACAGCCCGUGGUAAUCACUGUCCUGGCUGUCAUCGGCAAGUUCACAGCCACGGCUGCUUUUUCCACCUCCUACGUCUACGCCGCUGAGCUCUUCCCCACCAUCCUCAGGCAGACGGGCGUGGGGCUGUGCUCGACCAUGGCGAGGGUGGCCGGGAUCCUGGCCCCGCUGAUCAUUCCCCUGGCCCGGUACCACCGGGCCAUCCCCAAAGCCAUCUUUGGGAGCAUCCCUGUGCUGGUGGCCCUGUUCUGCAUCCUGCUGCCCGAGACCCGUGGCAUUGACCUGGCAGAUGACACAGGGAACAAAGAACAUCCAGAUGAGGAGCAGAAAACCGAAGUGUCUCUCUGA
Melospiza melodia melodia is the source of this 2636-nucleotide messenger RNA. Its product is annotated as solute carrier family 22 member 13-like. Gene Ontology annotation, molecular function: transmembrane transporter activity. Gene Ontology annotation, cellular component: membrane. Gene Ontology annotation, biological process: transmembrane transport. The record is from RefSeq and is a predicted model, not a curated record. The coding region runs from base 1059 to 2636 and encodes 525 amino acids. The transcript has 10 exons. Lineage: Eukaryota; Metazoa; Chordata; Aves; Passeriformes; Passerellidae.